AAGAACUUACUGACGAGCCGGUAGGGAGGAGCUUAUCGUCUUGCAUUCAUGAACGGAUGUUAGUCGAGCUACUGAAUGUAUAGUAAGCACACAGUUUAGUUGCACUAUGGCGGAAGAAGAUGAUCCGGUGAUUCGGACUUUACAGAGCCUCAGGGGAAAAAUUUGUGAAGCAAAGAACUUGCUUCCAUACCCUGGACCCAACAAGAUGAGAGAUUGUUUCUGUACAGUAAGCCUGGACCAAGAGGAGGUCUUCCGCACCAAGGUUUUUGAAAAAAGUUUAAGCCCCUUCUAUGGAGAAGACUUUUACUUUGAGAUCCCAAGAACUUUUCAGUAUUUAUCCUUUUACGUUUAUGCUAAGGGAUUUAUGCAAAGGGAUUUGCCAAUAGGUAAAGUUGCAAUUAGAAAGGAAGAUCUCAGUAAAUACAGUGGGAAAGAACACUGGUUUAGUUUGCAAUCUGUGGAUCCGAACUCUGAAGUACAGGGCAAGGUUCACAUUGAGAUGAAACUCAACGAACUUAUAACGGAUAAUGGAUCUGUGUGUCAGCAGCUUGUAGUGCGAAUAAUUGAGUGCCAAGGCUUGCCACUGAUAAAUGGUCAAAGCUGUGACCCGUACGCAACUGUGUCUCUUGUUGGACCUUCUAGGUCGGAUCAGAAGAAGACCAAGGUGAAGAAGAAGACAAGCAGCCCGCAGUUUGAUGAAACGUUUCAUUUUGAGGUGACAAGAUCCAGCAGCUACACAAAAAAGUCACAAUUCCAGGUUGAAGAAGAGGACAUUGAAAAGCUUGAAAUUAAGGUGGACCUGUGGAACAAUGGGAACCUUGCACAAGAUGUUUUUCUGGGAGAGACCAAGGUAUCGGUGAAGGUUUUAAGAAAUGAUUCGUCUCAUCAGGCUUGGUAUUUGUUACAGCCGAAGGACAAUGGCAACAAGACCUCAAAAACCGAUGACUUGGGCUCCCUGCGAGUAAAUCUAACCUACACAGAAGACCACGUCCUUCCAUCAAACUACUACAUUUCUCUGAGAGAUCUGCUGCUCAAAUCACCAGAUUUUAAGCCUAUCUCUGCCUCCGCUGCUCACGUUCUGUGCGACAUCUGCCGAGAGCGAUACGAGGCAGUGCUGCCUGUGGUACGGCUGUUAUUGCAUUACAGUAAACUGGUUCCUUUUGUAACUGCCGUAGCUGAGCUGGAGCUUGAGCAGACACAAGAGGCCAAUACAAUUUUCAGAGGAAACUCCCUGGCUACUCGUUGCCUGGAUGACAUGAUGAAGAUCGUUGGGAAACGAUACCUGACCGUAACUCUGAAGCCUGUUUUAGAUGAGAUCUGUGAAUCCAACAAACCAUGUGAAAUCGAUCCUAUAAAACUGAAAGAAGGGGACAACGUAGAAGUAAAUAAGGAGAAUCUGCAUCAGUACGUGCAGAAAGUCUUCAAUUCCAUUGUGCAUUCAAGUAUGAGCUGCCCUACCCUGAUGUGUGACGUGUUUAAUGCUUUGAGACAAAUGGCAACAAAACGCUUUCCUGAUGACCCCCAUGUGAAGUACUCAGCAGUGAGCAGCUUUGUGUUUCUGCGGUUCUAUGCAGUGGCUGUGUUAUCUCCUCACAGUUUCCAUCUCCGAUCUCAUCAUCCAGAUGCACAGAUGUCUCGAACAUUAACACUCAUUUCCAAAACUAUUCAAACAUUAGGAAGUUGGGGCAGUUUAUCCAAAAACAAACUGUCAAGUUUUAAGGAGACCUAUAUGUAUGAUUUCUUCAAAUCCUUCCAAGAAGAAAAAUGUAUAGAAGAAGUUAAAAGGUUUUUAGAUGAAAUUUCCUCAACAGGAAGUAAAGAGUCCAGUGGUGUAGAAGAGUCUUUGAUUCUUAAAGAAGGUGAAGUACAUAAAAGAGCUCAGGGAAGGAAACGACUUGGCAAAAAAAACUUUAAGAAGCGCUGGCUCCGUUUGACCACCAGAGAGCUCUCCUAUCACAAGCAACCAGGCAAAGAAGCAUUGUGCACAAUUCCCAUCAAAAACAUUCUGGCAGUGGAGAAACUUGACGAGACUGCAUUUAAUAGAAAAAAUAUGUUCCAGGUAAUUUAUACUGAGAAACUGCUUUACGUUCAAGCAAAUAACUGUGUGGAGGCCAGCGAGUGGGUGGAGAUUCUCAGCCGGGUCAGUCGCUGUAAUCAGGACAGACUGAGUUCUUACCAUACCUCAGCCUAUCUCUGUGGAAACUGGCUCUGUUGCAAGGCCACUUCUGAGACACAUGCUGGCUGCAAGCCAUGUACCGCGACCAUGCCGGCAAAUAUCCAGCUUGAUAUUGAUUGUGACCGAGAAACUGAGAGGAUCUAUUCAUUAUUCACAUCAAACAGUUUAAAACUACAGAAGUUGGAAGAGGCCUGUGCAAGUAUAGCGGUGUACCAAGGUCCUCAAAAGGAGCAAGACGAUUAUUCCCAUUUUACAAUCGAGGAUUCAAGGGAAACCUUCAAUACGGUUAAACACAUCCGGGAAGUUACGGAAAAGCUUCUAGAACAUCAUGAGACUUUCCAAAAGAAAAGAUCAACCAGCACUAAAUAUGGCAGCGAGGACAAUCCAAUUGUAGGAAAGGCAUCGCAACACCAAUGAAGACAGCAUGGAAAAGCUUUUCGAGAACUGGAAUUCUACAAUUUGUAAAUGUCACGCAUUGAGAUACUAAACACUGGAAUUGCACUGAAACUGCAGGUACCAUUCAGAAGAACACACAUUCAUUUGUGUUAAUGCAAUACAAAUAUCUGGAACAAAUACAAUUAGUGAAUUUUACUUUACUCCAUUUAAAAGUUGUGUGUCCCCCUUUUUUUAUUUCACGGACUUAAAUAAAUAAACAUAAUUUUGUACAGAAUGCUAGAGAAUAACUUCAAGAACAUUUCGAAAUACGAAUAAGCGACCUUUCAAAUGCUGCUAAUAUCAUUUAUAUUUCUUAUUGUAAUUUAAAUAUGCCAGUAAUUCUAAAAUUAUGAAGCCACUUUUUUAUUUUACUUUUUAAUGGUGAUAUCUCAUUAAAAUUUUCAAAAAGGGAAUAUUAUAGCUUUGGAUGAACAGCAUGUGUGGUAUUGAAACUCCAGUGUGUAGGCAUGCAUUUAACACAUACAGUUUUGAUGGAAAGAAAGACUAAUUUGCCUUAUUUGUGUUUUAUUAAUGUAUUUAAAUGUUUUUCUUGUCUUGCAUGUAAAUGAUAUCCUGUAAAAGAAAAAUCACAUACAAGCACUUUGCAAAUUUGGAAUAUUCCAGAUACAAUUUCUUAGAUACUUUUAGUAUCCAUUUAUUACAUUUUGAUCA
Acipenser ruthenus (sterlet) is the source of this 3283-nucleotide messenger RNA. It is a transcript of the gene rasa2, whose product is annotated as RAS p21 protein activator 2. The transcript is spliced from 24 exons. The record is from RefSeq and is a predicted model, not a curated record. The coding region runs from base 107 to 2593 and encodes 828 amino acids. Lineage: Eukaryota; Metazoa; Chordata; Actinopteri; Acipenseriformes; Acipenseridae. Gene Ontology annotation, biological process: regulation of GTPase activity; intracellular signal transduction.